Messenger RNA from Cyphellophora europaea CBS 101466, 693 nucleotides. RefSeq lists its product as uncharacterized. The coding region runs from base 1 to 693 and encodes 230 amino acids. Gene Ontology annotation, molecular function: protein binding. Gene Ontology annotation, cellular component: nucleolus; preribosome, large subunit precursor; nucleus. The transcript has a single exon. Gene Ontology annotation, biological process: endonucleolytic cleavage in ITS1 to separate SSU-rRNA from 5.8S rRNA and LSU-rRNA from tricistronic rRNA transcript (SSU-rRNA, 5.8S rRNA, LSU-rRNA); ribosomal large subunit export from nucleus; ribosomal large subunit biogenesis. The record is from RefSeq and is a predicted model, not a curated record. Lineage: Eukaryota; Fungi; Ascomycota; Eurotiomycetes; Chaetothyriales; Cyphellophoraceae.
AUGACUGAUAUCGCCAUGGCCGAGCUAGAUGCUCUGACGGGGUCCGCUGACAAGCCAACAGCCGCGAGCCACCUUGUCGAGAAACCUACACCAUACACUUUCACACCGUCCUACCUGACUGCCACGGACCCCAACCCUCUCCCUCGAGCAUCCACUCUACUCUCACAACCUCGUGCCUCUCUUGAAUCCACCUUGCAAGCCAUAGCCCGCGACGGCACCCAAUCUCUCCUCACACAUCUCCUCACCACGCCCACCAUCACCAUCACCUCCAACCCCACCGGCCUAACCAUGACCCUUCCCGUGCCACCACAGCCUCUCCUCCCACGCCGCCAACCCCUUCCCAAACCCAAAGCCCCCACGAAAUGGGAAGCCUUCGCCCGCAAAAAGGGCAUCGGCAAGUUUGGCGGCAACCUCAAAGGCGGCGCCGCCCUGGCCGAGAAGCGCAAGAACCUGGUCUAUGACGAGGCCAGCGGCGAGUGGGUCAAGAAAUGGGGCUACAAGGGCAAGAACCAGCGCGAAGGCGACGAGUGGCUGGUGGAGCUGGACGACAAGGCCGUCCGCAAGGAGAAGGAGGGCAAGGACGAGGGCAAGACCGUGCGUGGUGAGGGCAAGCGUGAGCGCAUGGAGCGCGUGCGGAGACAGCAGAGGAAGGAGCGGAAUAACGAGCGGAGGGGCCGGAAGGCGGGGGCCUGA